Messenger RNA from Lepus europaeus (European hare), 573 nucleotides. RefSeq names its product ret finger protein-like 4A. The record is from RefSeq and is a predicted model, not a curated record. Bases 1 to 573 code for a protein of 190 amino acids. Lineage: Eukaryota; Metazoa; Chordata; Mammalia; Lagomorpha; Leporidae. The transcript has a single exon.
AUGGCUGAAUACUUUAAAGAGGCAUGCAGAUGUCCUAUCUGCUCCGGUCACCUCCAAAAACCCAUGUAUCUGAAGUGUGGUUACACCUGCUGCCUGUGCUGCACCGGCUCCCUGCAGAGGGAGCCCGACGGGGAGGGCCUCCUGUGCCCCGGCUGCUCUGUGGUCUCUCGGGAGCAGGACAUCAAGCCUGCGUUCCAGCUGAGGGAUCUGGUGGAUGCUGUCAAGGAGCUGGAGCCCCAUCUGAGUGCCGUUCUGUCCAUGAACCCCAGGAUGCUCAAGUUCCAAGUGGAUGUGACCUUGGACGAGGACACGGCCCACAAAUGCCUGGUCAUCUCUGAGGACCGGAAGACCGUCCACUGUGGGCUUUCCCCACAGACUUGGAGGGAGUGUCCCGAGAGAUAUAACUACAUGUUGUGCGUCCUGGGCUCCCCGGGGUUCAGUUCUGGACGCCAUUACUGGGAGGUGGACGUGGGCAGCAGCAAAGAAUGGAACGUGGGGGUCUGCAGAGAGUUGGCUAAGUGCAAGGGGCUGGUCCUGCUGGCCUCGGACCAGGCUACUGGACCGUGGCUUUGA